This is a messenger RNA of Oldenlandia corymbosa var. corymbosa, 828 nucleotides long. NCBI's taxonomy places the organism in Eukaryota, Viridiplantae, Streptophyta, Magnoliopsida, Gentianales, Rubiaceae. The record is from the annotation of a GenBank genome assembly.
AUGAGGAAGAAACUCGAUACCCGCUUCCCUGCUGCUCGAAUAAAGAAGAUAAUGCAAGCUGAUGAGGAUGUUGGUAAAAUAGCAAUGGCCGUGCCAGUUUUAGUUUCCAAGGCUUUGGAAUUAUUUCUUCAAGACCUUUGUGAUCGAACUUAUGACAUAACGGUGCAAAGAGGAGCAAAGACUGUUAGCUCAUUGCACUUAAAGCAUUGUGUCCAAAGCUAUAAUGUAUUUGAUUUUCUAAGGGAAGUCGUUAGUAAAGUUCCUGACUAUGGCCACUCCGAUACUUCUGCUGCUGACAUAUCAAAGAGAAGGAAAACUGUACCUGAGGAGUACAAUGACAUUGAAGAAGAAGCAAGAAAGAGCAGAAUGCACGAGGUUUGCCAUUCGAGUAGCAGUGGCAGGGGGAGAGGUCGGGGAAGAGGAAGAGGGCGUGGUAGGAGUAAUCGAAUGACAGAUAGGGAGUCGUUCCGGCAUGAAAAUGAGCCAGAACCCUCCAUGGCGGUCCCUCCGAGCACCAAGCAAACCUCAAGCCCUGGAAGCACAGUUGAUAAUCUAGCGGAGGCAGAAUCAUCAAAAGAAAUGGUCAAAGUUUCUGAUGAUUCAAAUGAUUUGCAGACUCUUGAUCAGAAUGCAAGAAAAGGGGACACCAGUGAUGUGGCCCCUUCUGUUGUAUCCUCUGCAGCUGGGCCUGCUGAUGGCACAAAAGGUGAAGAGUAUCCUGGUUGGUCGUUCUCUGAAGUGGAUGGUAUGGCUAUUGAUCCUCUUCAAAUUGCUCAACUUAAUUCAAGGCUGGAUGAAGAGGAGGAAGAUUAUGACGAGGAAGAAUGA